GGGCCGUGCCAGGACUGGGUACACAAGUGGUACUACAACACGUCAACACAGGCCUGUAAGAUAUUAUAAGUGGCUUUGUAUUGUUACCAUGAUGAUGUCUGACAGAGAGGUGCAAGGGCGUGGUGUCGCGUGGGCCGUGCCAGGACUGGGUACACAAGUGGUACUACAACACGUCAACACAGGCCUGUAAGAUAUUAUAAGUGGCUUUGUAUUGUUACCAUGAUGAUGUCUGACAGAGAGGUGCAAGGGCGUGGUGUCGCGUGGGCCGUGCCAGGACUGGGUACACAAGUGGUACUACAACACGUCAACACAGGCCUGUAAGAUAUUAUAAGUGGCUUUGUAUUGUUACCAUGAUGAUGUCUGACAGAGAGGUGCAAGGGCGUGGUGUCGCGUGGGCCGUGCCAGGACUGGGUACACAAGUGGUACUACAACACGUCAACACAGGCCUGUAAGAUAUUAUAAGUGGCUUUGUAUUGUUACCAUGAUGAUGUCUGACAGAGAGGUGCAAGGGCGUGGUGUCGCGUGGGCCGUGCCAGGACUGGGUACACAAGUGGUACUACAACACGUCAACACAGGCCUGUAAGAUAUUAUAAGUGGCUUUGUAUUGUUACCAUGAUGAUGUCUGACAGAGAGGUGCAAGGGCGUGGUGUCGCGUGGGCCGUGCCAGGACUGGGUACACAAGUGGUACUACAACACGUCAACACAGGCCUGUAAGAUAUUAUAAGUGGCUUUGUAUUGUUACCAUGAUGAUGUCUGACAGAGAGGUGCAAGGGCGUGGUGUCGCGUGGGCCGUGCCAGGACUGGGUACACAAGUGGUACUACAACACGUCAACACAGGCCUGUAAGAUAUUUGUGUACGGCGGCUGCAAGGGCGAGAAUGUGUUCGAUUCAGAGGCAGAGUGUCUCCACUACUGUAUCGGCGGUGACCAUACCCUUCCUCCCUACCUGAUGAUACCACCUGCGCCGCCGGACGAAUCGACGAGUGAGGCCCCACGAGUCACCUCUGCGCGGCCUCCGGUCCCACUCGAACAUCGAGGGAUCGAGCUGACCUUUGCGGAAACAGGGCACCACAAGGUGUUCAUGAUGGCGAAGAACAACGCGUUCAUUCAGCUCGAUGGCAAUCGCAUCCCCACGUUUCAACUGAGGUUGUGUCGUGAGAUAUCUUUCCAGUUCCGCACUCGCCUGCCGCACGGUCUGCUUGUCUACCACAGUGUUAAGGACCGGCCGGAAGGACUCGACCCUUACGCCCUCUACGUUAUUGUAGAAAAGGGUCAGCUCAAGGUCGUUCACGUGUUUGGGAAACAUUCUCUGUCUGUUAUAGUGGGAGAGGGACUGAACCGGGACACUUGGCACAGUGUGAUGGUGCGCAUAGAUGUGCAUGGCGCUCGUCUCAUAGCUAAGGUCGAUGACAAAACUGCCGAGGCUAGUAUACCAGGGUUGAAUGAGUCUACCAAUUAUGGCGUCACAUCGGAUCUCACAUCUGUUGUUCUUAUUGGAGGGCUAAGUCCAGAGGAGAAGUUGCAUGGAGUGAAGUAUAUCAUCGAGUCUUUUGUUGGUUGUAUCAAAGACAUGGUGCUGAGUGCAGGGAAGGCUGCCUCGGAUCUACUGCCUAUCAAGCCUCUCAUCGCAACCAAACAUGACAAUGUCCUUGAAGGUUGUCUGAACAAAUGUCGAACAAGAGAGAAUUUCUGCUUUGAGGGAAGCAAGUGUAUCAACCACUACAACGAACUGUCCUGUGACUGUUUCGGCACCAGCUAUGAGGGUGAACUCUGUGAUAUUUACACCGCUACUAUUUUAACUUUCCGUGGAUCCUCAUAUGUCUCAUAUCGUGUCUAUGACUGGAAAGACAGGGUUCAUUCUAGCAUCAACAAGAUAGGCCUGCACUUCAAGACACGGUUUGACGACUCGGCACUGUUCUACGCCAGUGGAGAGUCACCUGGUCACCAUCACAUCGCUGCGGCCAUCACCAACGGCUCUGUGACUGUGGAGGUAGACCUCGGAGGUGACCCUGUGGUGGUACGGCUCGGUAAGACAGUCAAUGAUAACCUCUGGCACAACCUCACUCUUUCCCACCACCACAACAACGUCACAGUUCACUUGGACCAGGUUGCAAGAGUGAUACAGAUUCAGAAUGGCCAACCUCAUCUAUACAUAGAUCCAGAGAUCUAUAUCGGGGGUGGGCCGGACCUGCAACAGAAAAAAGGGCUUGCGUCACACAACAAUUUUGUCGGCUCCCUAAAAUAUGUCUAUUUUAAUGAGAUCUCCAUUCUGUAUGAGCUGAAGAAAGGCAACCCUAAGGUCCAUUACAUAGGAGUGCUUGAUCCAAUGUUUUUUGAGUACGACAUCAAGGUUAUCCCCAUCACGUUCCCGUUCUCGGUGGCCCACGUCUGGUGGCCGAUAACCACCCCCGAGUACCUGCACCUGUGUUUCGAGUUCAAGAGCAGUCGCAGCAUGGCCAUACUGGCCACUGCCGAGGUGGUGUCCUCUCUGGGUCUGGGCCAGUGGGAGUUGAGAAUGGUAAACGAAGAGAUUCGUUUUGAAGUGAUACCCGAGCAGAACAAGAACAUCACACAUCUGACUACCGUCAAGUUUGACUCCAAGGAUGAAUGGCACACUAUAGAGCUAACCUACAAUGACGGAGAGGUGAAUCUGAUUGUGGACUCCAAAAGUAAGACAGCUGACCUGUUUGGGCUGCAGUUCAAACUGAGUGAUGUUAUCACCAUCGGCAGUGGAGUAGGACCCAAGUCUAGCCUGGGAUUGGUGGGAUGUAUGCAGAAGAUCUCGGUGAAUGGCUUCUUGAUAGAGCCUCGCUAUGUGACUCGCACAAAGCAUACUUUCGGUCACGUGUCACUGGACAAUUGUGAGUUGGUGGAUCCCUGCAAGAGCCCUAAUGCUUGCGAGCACGGAGGCAUCUGCUCCGUGAAGGAGGAUCAUCUCUCUUGUGAUUGUAAAGAGACUGGAUAUAUAGGGAAGAAUUGCCAUUUUGCCAAAUUCCGCAAGACGUGUGAGGAGCUGGCACUGCUGGGCUACACCAAGCCUGACGUGUACUUGAUCGACAUUGACGGUAAUGGCAGGUUUCCUCCAGCCCACGUCAAGUGUGAGUUCCAGUCUCUGGAGGACUCGACGAAGACCAUCGUCGAGCACAAUCUUCCCAGCCAAGUUGAUGUGAGGAGCUCUGCAGAGACUGAUUUUAGUUUUGACAUUUCUUACCGAGAGUUCAACUCGGCAAUGUUGACAGAACUCAUCUCACAUUCACUGUACUGCAGCCAGUACAUCAAGUACGAUUGCUACAAGGCCCCUCUAGAGCUGCAUUCGGCCACGUGGUUCAUCUCUGCUGCUCACAACGGAACCGUUGACUACCUUGGCAACGUUAAGCGUGGCUCCUGCCCUUGUGCAGUGAACCGCUCUUGUGUGAAUGCUGAACAGUCCUGCAAUUGUGACAUCUCUGAGGCCAAGUGGCUCUCUGACGAAGGUUACUACAUCUCUCCUGAUUCUCUUGGCAUCACCAAAAUGGUGUUCCUUCAGCAGAAAGAUCUAGACGAGGAUGCUCUUGGUAGAAUUACACUUGGACCUCUGGAAUGUGUUGAAACCAAUACACAGAAAUAUGUAGUUACAUUCACUUCCAGCCAAUCAUACAUAGAAGUGCCUGGCUGGACCAAGGGAGACAUAGCCUUCAGUUUUCGUACAACAGGAGAGAAGGCCAUCCUUCUCUACCAGCCCCCUAUCCGACCUCAUCAGCCCUCCUUCAUGGUGGCUCUGACUAGUGAGUUCCACCUGACAUUCAACUUCACAAUGAAUACUGGCAAGCCGCGAGCUCUCGCUAUCAAGUCGUCCCGUCGCCUCAACUCGGGAGAAUGGCAGAAGAUCUGGAUAGACUACAACCAGCAUCACGUGCGUUUCAUGAUCAACACAGACUACCAGAUGGUGGACUUGCUGCCUGAGGAGGAGUUUGGACCCUUUGAGGGCAGUAUGUUCAUUGGCGGAGCUACUGAAGACCUGCUGGUGGGCCAGUCAGUUCACAAAGGGUUAAUUGGCUGUUUCCGUGGAUUGGUGGUGAACGGGGAGAUCCUCGACAUCUAUUCUUACAUGAGUGUUCACCUGUCAGAGAUAAUCAAGGACUGCAAGCCCUCCUGUGAUCCUAACCCCUGCAAGAAUGGAGCUAGGUGCAAGGAACUGUGGAGUACCUUUGAGUGUGUAUGUGACAACCCCUGGGCCUACAUCGGCACAUACUGUGAAACCAACAUAAACGAGAAUGGAAUCACACUGGUGACGAGAGAGUCAUACUUCAAGAAGAAUUAUUUGUUCAAUGUGACAAGUGAGGAGAAGAGGAACUACAAGGCCUUGCUGACGGAGACGGUUCUGGUGAAUCUGAGGACUUACGAUCAACAUUCACUGAUUCUUCAUGCCAACGAUCAUCUCAACAACUUCCUCCAGCUGUACAUCACUGCGGGGACUAAAGUAGUGCUACUCUUCAACCGCAUGGAGGUUAUCCAUAACAUCACCGUUGAGUAUGGAGGACUGAACAGCGGUAAGUCUGUACAGAUCGCUGUAGAGAGGAGAGCAGAGGAGACGAUCUUACACGUCAACGAUCACAACAGUUCUGUACCAGUCGGAGUGCGACUGCUCACAGAGUACUCUAACAAGCCUUGGAACAAUUCGGAGAAAGAGGUGUUGGCCCCUCAGAGGCCCCCGGCACCUCCAACAGACUACUUCCAAGUGAAUCUUGGAGGCUAUGACCGUGAGAACUUACUUCAUGUGAAUUCUGGGGCUCCCGUUCUGGAUGGUUACAUUGGCUGUAUACGUGGACUCAAAAUAGGAAAUAUUCUCAUGGACUUGUCCCACCAGCUUGAUAUAAAUGACAGUGCAGGCAUUAUUGCUGGAUGUCACAUGCGUUGUGAUGAGGUACCUUGCAAAAAUCAGGGAAUCUGUAUUGAGGACUUUCAGAAGAAUGAGAGCUCUUGUGACUGCGAGUUUACCUCCUACUACGGCGAGUUUUGUGGACAAGAAAAGGGAGCGGACUUCAGCGGAGAGUCAGUUCUGCAGAGGAAGUUCCCGCUGGAAGGUCCAGUGACUCAGAUCAAGGUCCAGUUGGCGUUCUCCAGCGGAGACGACCGCCAGCGAAACACUGUAGUGCUGCUGCUGCAGACAGAGAACAAGCGCAGCUACUACCUCCUUGUUGCUUUGAGCUCUGAAGGGGAGUUGAUAUUUGAGGAGGACAGAGAAGGUUCUGCCUAUGGAGCUCGAAUUAAGGACCGGUACUUCCUCAAUGGUGCUAGGCAUUCCAUCUACUAUCUUCGCAACAAUGAUUCUGCAAUGCUGCGGGUGGACCGAGAAACAGUUCCUCUGGUGGCCAUCCCAGUCCUGAGUCUAACAGAGGUUCCUGAGGGUCAUCUCGGAGCCAAUGAGGUUCAGAUCGGAGGCCUGAACACCAGUGACCCCCGUUUCGCUGCCUACAAGAGCUACAGUGGCUGUCUGUCAAAUGUAUUCUUGGAGGUUAACAAGUACAGUAUGAAACCCCUGGACGAGUACAUGCUGUUUACUAAAACAGGUAGCGAGGAGGUGAACGUAAUGAAUUCACACGGCAUCAGAAGUGCUCAGUGUGCUUUCUUCGAUGUCACCCACAAACCGAGGCCUGGCCCUUCGCUCAACAUCAGUCUGGGCAAAGAUGCUAUAUUGACUUGGGUGGUGGACCCUCCAAAGAGGACCGACUACAAGUCUACGUACUCGGAUAUUUCCACAGAGGAAAACGAAACAGGCAAAAUUCUCUUCAUCAUUGCAACUUCCUUAUUCUGUAUAAUAAUCCUGGGCACUCUGUACCAUGUGUGGAGUAACCACCUCCAGUGGAAGAAGCGAAGAGAGCGACGUGCGGCUCAGGCCAUCAAGUGGCACAAUGGCCAGCAGAUACCGCCUGGUUUCACGGAUCCGGUUCAGGUCAAAGUGGUCAGGUCUCGCAGUGUUCCACAACCAGUAGAAGAGAGCAAAGUGUUGAUUGGCAACGGAACAGAGCUGAGGCCAGUCAUCAAGCCAGUGGGAGUUCGGCAACGCUUGCGAGACAGCGAGCGCCAUCUGGCAACCCCCAUCAGAGAAGAGAAAUCAGCUGGUGAAGAGAGCGAAGAUGAAAACCACAAGUUAAUAAAUCCACCCCCACCAAAAAUAAUUGUGGAGGAACUUGAUGAUAAACUGGCUGUGGAGGAGGAGGAGGAGGAAGAAGAGGCAGUGGACAUCCCUGCGGACAAGAUACCGGAAGGGGAUGAUGAGAAGAGUGGGGAAGAGGAGAAAGAGAAGGAAGAAGAGCCCAUGGUCAUCACACAAGUAGACUCUACCAACAAGGACAAGGAACUGGACGAGCGACUCUUAGGCAACCCGGACUUCCUACUUUUUCCAGCCUUGAACGAGUCAAAGGUUGCUAUAUUUCCAACAAUAUUUGAAGCUGAUGAGCCUGAUGAAAAAGAACCGGAAACCAAACCUAUGUACCGCCCCUUGAGGAAUCUGUUCCCAGUUACCAAUAUCUCCCCAGUUUUUCUGUCUGAGGACCAGAGGACAUUCCUGAAUCCCAUCAGUUACCUGGGAGGUCCACGGUUCCCUGCAGACAAAGGGAACACAGCGAGCCGAAGCAAGGAAUCGUUGAUCUCCCUGGACUGAGAGUCUGCGUUCAGUGUAAAUAGGAACUGUGUACAUAAAUAGUCGUCCUGUUCUCAUUCCGAUGGCAUUGAAAUGUUCAGACAAUGUAUUUGCUGUUAUAGUUUUAUUUUAUUUAUUUACAUAAUAGUCAGACAAAGUAUUAUUAGAUGUAGAUCGAAUAUGUUUUAAAUAAUUCGAUAUUUUUUACCCUUGUAGGGUUGUUGCACAAUUUAUAAACUAUGUAACGUGUUCAAAAUGUAAUUCAUUAAACAGAUUGUGAAUAGUUUUAAUUCUUGUUUAACUUUGAAUAAGAAAUAUAUUAAAUACAAAUUUUAAUUUUUUACAAAUUUGCUGUAAUUGUUCUAAAAUGUUCUAAGAUUAACUUAACUUUUAGCUUUAAAAUCUCAAAGUAGAACUACUUUAAAAAAGAAAGAGUUACCUAGUUGUUUAAAUAGCUCAGGAAAGAAACUUCAAUGACAACGUUACAUUAAACUCUUUUUUAGUUACAUAUUGGACUGAAUUAAGUUUUAUGUAUAUUUUUUGUUAAAUUGUAGUACCGUAUUUAAUUUACAUUACAUUAAUAUAGUGAUCCAUUGCUCAGGCAGAGUUUAAUGUUUUAAAACUAAAAUAGUACAAAAACUGUUGGUUAAAAUUGAUGGGUUUAAAAAAUAAUAGAAAUAACUUAUAGAAAAAUACUGAUCCAUUACUUUUCACAUUUUUAAAGAAACACAUUUUUGGACUGAUAAUGCAAUAUGUAGCAAAAACAAACACAAAGAAAAUAAAUUAUUAAAUGUUUUUCUGAUUAUUUUCUCUGGAAAUGAGGUUAAUACACCAUAAGAAGAUCAGUGUAUUAGAUCUAUCUAUUACCUGCGGCGCUGAUCUUCAAGGUGCUUGUUCUCAUGAAAAGAUAAAUGGAUGAUAAAUUUAAGAUGUUUGGGGUAUUAUCAAAUUGAUUUUAGCAAAAUGCUGUGGUGAGAUCUUGAGUUUGUUUUGCCGCAUGUGAACAAACAUUGUUGUGUAGCAAAACAUGUUUCUCGAUAACUUAAAUAUUUAAUAAAAAUGUCAUAGAGAAGGCUACUUGAAACUUGAGAAAACUCCCCUGAUAAUGAAAAAAGAAGAAAUUGAGAAAUGUCGGUUUAUUUUCACUUUAUCAUUCACGUUCUGCACCAAAUCUUUGGUGAUCAUUGAGUAUCGUCCUUCCGUUUCUCAUCAUGAAAAUUCUAUUGGCCAUCUUCUCGUGGUCUUACCCAUUUAAAUGUGAUUUCUUUACUCAUAAUGUUUUGUCCGUACACUUCACAAUUCUGACUAUAAAUUUCAACUGCUUUCACACCUUUAGCUCAAAGAAAAGAAGUAACAGCUGUACUUCACAGUCUGCAGGACUCUUGAUUGGUGGUGGCAUUGAAAUAUGCAUUAACUGAUGUAAAACAAUGGAGUGUGCAGUGGAGGAAUUUCAGAACGGAAACUACUCACAAACACGCUUUGUUUAUUGUAUGGCAAUCAGGCCUGUACUCUAACCGGUUUUCUCAGACAAUUUUACUGGGACUCGAGCUCUCAAAGAACCACAUGUCUAUUUGAAGGGACCGUGUCAAUGGACGAGAUAGCUAAAUCUAAUAACUGUAACGCUAUUAUAGGCUAAAUUUGUAAUAUCGUUUAUUACAUGUUCGAAGAAACUGUGACUAUUACUUUAAAAAUCAUUGCAAUCAAGUACAAACUCUGAGUAUUGACUUUCUGUAUUCAAUUUAUUCGUUGCCCUGCGACCUCUGCAUUUGUGUGGUGGCGGUGGUUGGCUGGAGGAGUAGCGAGUCGGAGGGUGAAGCGAUGUGACAGGGGCGGGUUGGCGGGGCUCGGCCGUAUAUAUUUUCCGAGUAACUCUGCUCUGUUAAUAAAUCUGGGUACGACCUUGAUGGCAAUUAACAAAAUUACAAUCGUAAAAAUUGAACAGUUGGAGUGAAGUGUCUAUAAAUAAAAUUAGUAGAUAAUGGAUUAUCUAAAUUUUUGUAGAAUAAAUUGAUAUUGAUAAAUCUAAAAUUUGUGCCACAUGGUAGAUGGUAGAUGCCAGAAACUAGGAGUCCCUGUAACUAAACACUAGUGUUGACGUUUAAAUGAGGCCUCCGAUGGUAUUUUUGUUUCAACUGUACGAUCAAGUUGUAUUAAUUUCUAAGACCAAAGGACAAAGGAAUCUGUAAUCACACAGAAGCAGAAUUUUCUUUAGUACUAAGCUUGCAGUAAUUAGUAAGUUCAAAUAACAUUUUUCAGGUUGAAUACAUAAAAAGAAUGUUUUUUUUGUGAUUGAACAGUACAAGAGUGUCAUUUUGUUGUUUUCUUUUCUUCAAAUUAUAAGUUUGGCUUGCUUUCUUUUAUUUUGUUGUUGGGUUUUUGGAUACUUCUCUUCAACAUCAAUCUUUUUCCCUUUUCAUUUCUUUCUCAGCAUCUGUUUUGAUAGCUACUGUGUGUACUAACUUCAAUAACAUUUGUCUUUGUAUUUGCUCUUUUUUGCAAUGGGAAUUUACCAUACCUUCAAGACAGUUUAACAUUGGAACUGUUUACUUUAUUUUGAAUGCCAUUUUAGUUAUAUAAUAAGUGUUUAUGACUUAUUACCAAACUAAAACUUCCAUAAUAAAACCCAAAUGUGUAUGAAACAUGAUAAGCACAGAAAGUGUUUCCUUAUUUACAAAUGUUACAAUUAAUAUUUUUGAAAAAAUAAUAUAUAUAUUUAUUUGAUUCUUUUUAAUUGAUAAUUUUAAUUAUUAAUUACAAAGCAUUGUAUAUUAUUCCAGAGUAUAUAAAAUGUUGUAAUAAAUCUCUUAUCUACUGUAGGUGCCUUUACCACGACCUACACAAGAAUGAUGUUGUAGUGUAUGAACUUUUAAUCAUGUAUUUACCAAUGUAAUUAGUCAUUAAAGUUAUUGAAAUAAAUUAGUUAAAGACAAGUUAAGAUAAUAGUUUUAAAAUAGGUGUUAUUUGUAGUUCAAAAAUAAAUAUAGUGCCAUUAUAAUUAUAAUAAUUUAGUGCAAUUUGUUUAAAUUAAUAUGUAGUUGUAAGAGUUUGCCCUGAAUGUAAAAACAUUACACGUGUUUUUUAACAAUUAGUAUUUAAGGUUUAAUAAAUAUAAUACAAAAGAAAGUA
Messenger RNA from Homalodisca vitripennis (glassy-winged sharpshooter), 9747 nucleotides. It is a transcript of the gene axo, whose product is annotated as neurexin-4. The transcript is spliced from 36 exons. The coding region runs from base 949 to 6642 and encodes 1897 amino acids. NCBI's taxonomy places the organism in Eukaryota, Metazoa, Arthropoda, Insecta, Hemiptera, Cicadellidae. The record is from RefSeq and is a predicted model, not a curated record.